This is a messenger RNA of Onychostoma macrolepis, 1640 nucleotides long. RefSeq names its product transmembrane protein 240a (gene tmem240a). The coding region runs from base 750 to 1277 and encodes 175 amino acids. The transcript has 4 exons. The record is from RefSeq and is a predicted model, not a curated record. NCBI's taxonomy places the organism in Eukaryota, Metazoa, Chordata, Actinopteri, Cypriniformes, Cyprinidae.
AGAUUUUCAAACAAAAUAAAUGACUUUUCACACAAAAUCCGUUGCUCAUUCAAUACAAACUUACAGUAUAUAUUUUUUCUGCAAUUAUCCAUUUUAGGCGCAGUGAAAAGCACAUUUUUUCUUUAGGUGUGCCUUUAGCCCCGUUGUACCCUACAUUAUAUAUAGGGCCUAUAUGUAAGCACUAGUUCCAUAUUUAGGAACGAAUGUUAAAACGGCUUGCCACAUACAGUGUGGCGAUCACAGCAGAUAUGUAAAGCCGACUACACAUUUCUACAAAUAAAGCCUUGACGACGAAUCUAAGGUCUACUAGAUCUCAGCUCCUAGACAGAUAUAUCAGAGAACUAGCUGAUCCUGGCAUCGCUCGUUUUCGCAAGACGUUUCCAGCGGCGUCGGAACGCGAAGAGGAGAGAGGCAGCAGCAUCAGUAAUCAGACUAGGACGCUCUCUCCUCAGCUCCCUCCCAACCGCACGGCUGAGGCGGAUUCAACUGCAGCACUGGGGAACGUAUCGCUGGAUGUGGGUGAAGACCGUGUGAAUGCGCGUGUAGGCUCAUACGCUGGGAUAGCGAGAUCUGCUCAUCCUAACCCUAUGCGCCUUAAGAACGCUUCCCAAUCUGGCGCGCUCAGGACUGAGGCAGGUGUAGCGGCGAGGGCGCAUCCAUGAGCGUCUUCUCCCGGGACGGCAUGUUUUUAGUUUAACCGGAUUUGUUGAACAGACUGGGGAAGAGGAAAGGCGAGUUCGGAAGUUUUGAUGCAUAUGAUCACAACCACCAUGAUUUUUAUGAUCCUCGGUGCUUCAGUUGUCAUGGCGAUAGCGUGUUUAAUGGACAUGAACGCACUCCUGGACCGCUUUCACAACUACAUCUUACCGCAUUUACGAGGGGAAGACCGCGUCUGUCAUUGCAACUGUGGAAGGCAUCAUGUUCACUACGUAAUUCCGUAUGACGGAGACCAUUCGCUCGUGGACUCGUCUGAGAAUUACUUUGUGAGUGACAGUGUGACCAAACAGGAGAUGGACCUCAUGCUGGGGCUGUUGCUGGGCUUCUGUAUCAGCUGGCUGUUGUUGUGGCUGGAUGGAGCUUUGCACUGUGCUGUGAGGGCCUGGAGAGCCAGUCGCUAUUAUGAUACCCCUUCCUGGUCGUGGUUGCCACAGUUCUGCAACCUCCGAGACCUCCGUAGACGCGCACAGCUCCGGCAGCUGGAGGACUCCAGCGGAAACAUGGUGCACAUCAAGCAGAAGCUCUAUCACAACGGUCAUCCCAGCCCCCGCCACCUCUGACUUUAACGGCAGUUUCCCCAAAACUGCUCCAUUACCAGCUGCUGCCUCAGAGACCCACUUUAAUUGUUCCACUACAUCUUUUAGACGUUCAAAAACCACUCGAGUAUUUGCCAAAAGAAGAAAGAAGAUUAUUGUUGCCAAUAUGCUGAUCUGUGUCCACCUUCGCCACGUUUGGCGAAUGGUUUAGAAAGGUUUUUUUCUGUACAGGCAUUUUAUUUUCAAUUGCUGAAUCUAGGCAUGCACUUUUAGAAUGGGGGAGGAUGCAAGAAAAGGUUUGGUAAGACAUUGGGAGUCAAUUCAUGUUUUUUCCUUGCUUUCCCCCCCCCCACCUUUUUUAGCUUUUUCAUCAGAAUACAACUUUUU